This is a messenger RNA of Saccostrea cuccullata (small rock oyster), 1442 nucleotides long. RefSeq lists its product as uncharacterized. The transcript has 6 exons. Bases 307 to 1392 code for a protein of 361 amino acids. The record is from RefSeq and is a predicted model, not a curated record. NCBI's taxonomy places the organism in Eukaryota, Metazoa, Mollusca, Bivalvia, Ostreida, Ostreidae.
UUAAUAUUGUUUUAACUCAAGUUAUUUAAAACAAACAAAACUACUUCGCAAUUUUUUCCCUCCUCUCGACGGGUUGCUCCCAUGCAGGAAGUAAAAAAAAAUGACGACAAAUUUGUAGAUUUUGCACACCGGAAACUUCCAAUUGUAGAUACAACAGGGAUGUAUGAACAGACGUCGUAUCACUUCAUUCAGGGAUUGUUUAUAUGAAUCGAAAAAUGUGCACGUCUCGUGUGAAAGACCGCAUUCGACAGCAAGAUAAAAUUCUUUAGAAGAUAAACCAUAAGGGAAUGAAAUAGUAGUUGAAGGAUGUGUGGAAGAAAUGAUGCAAAAAAAUCUGGAAGCAAUGAAGGGGAGGAAUCACAAGAAACUAAUGACAAAACUACAACCACUGUUUCUUCAGAAGUGGACUGCAGCGUCAACAAUUUCAACACAACUGGAUGUGAAAUAACACUUGCUGGUAAACUGUUGAUAGUGCUAGACGGUGCCAAGGAUGGUAUGAUCAUGAAGAACAACGGAUUUAAAUGCUUUUGUGAACUAGUGUAUUUCAAUCUCAACGGAACCAGUGUAACUGCAGAAGUUCUGACUGGCAGCAAUAAAGCCAUAAACUGUUCCUCUAUAAAAACUGAACGUGUCAAUGAAACUUUUCUUGAAGAGGAAUUAAAAUCUUUGGGAUCAGUAUACAACCCCAAAGUUGGGGAAGCAGGAAUGGCGGUGAUUGUAUCAGAAAGUUCAAACGUGUCUGGUUUAAUUAAUAACCGGAAUUUUCCAGAUGAGAAAGAGGAGCCGUUCAUAUAUUUUGUUAGUGUUGGAAAGCAAAAGAACACGAGCAUUGAGGACUCUUGUCAUCGGCAGUACAGAUCUAUAAAUGAUAUGUCAGAAAUUUCAACCAUCGGAUCGGAAUUGAUGGAAAAUGCAUGUAAUCCUAUGGAUUAUAUGAAAAAUAACAGCUGUCUAACUUUAUCAAAGACUGAAAGUCCGAUAUCAACACCCUCUCAUCAAGCUUCGGUGGAAAUGGCCGUUGUCGUCGGUAGUGUUAUCGGGGCCCUGAUUCUGGCAGUAGUAAUCGUUCUUUGUCUCAUUUUUUCACCAAAACUUAAAGGAAAAGGAAAAUCUAAAAGAGACACCUUUGUGGAAUUUUCGGCUGUGGACAGCGGGUUUGGGGGAUUAUCCGUGUAUUCGGAAGCAAAACAGAUUCCACGAUAUUCUUCAAGAGAUUCACAGAACGUUUACAACGCCCUGUGGGAAAAAGAGAAAGCCAAGAAAAACAGAGAUCAAGAAGAAAAUUAUCACGAUUUAGACAUGAACUUUGUCGACGGUAAAGCUGAUACGUCAUUAUAUGAUCACAUGAAGAGAGAAGAGGAUUUAGAUGACGUAUUUGAGGCACCUGGCUAAAACAAAUAAAAACCCUGCUACACUCUUAUGGGUUUCAGAAGAGGACAAAA